UUUUUCUUCUGUUCUCGAUAUUCGAAUCUCGUUUUAGGGUUUCUUUCCCUCUCUCCCUCUCUCUCCCUCUCUCUGUGAGAAGCAGCUCUGGGAUGGGAAGGUAUAGAAGCCGGAGCAGAAGCUACAGCCCUCGGCGUAGCAGUAGAAGCCCUCCUCGUAGGAAGCGGUAUGAUGACCCACGGGACAGAUAUCGCGGUGGACCAAGGCGCUACUCUGCUCCUUCCGGCCUCCUCGUCCGCAACAUCUCCCUCGACGCUAGGCCGGAGGAUCUUAGGAUCCCAUUUGAGCGUUUUGGUCCAGUGAAAGACGUGUACCUUCCAAAGAAUUACUACACUGGUGAGCCACGAGGCUUUGGAUUUGUUAAGUUCCGCAAUGCCGAAGAUGCAGCAGAAGCCAAACAACAGAUGAACCAUCAAGUUAUUGGCGGACGUGAGAUUACAAUUGUUUUUGCGGAAGAGAACAGAAAAACUCCGCAGGAAAUGCGUACGACUGCCCGCGUUAGUAGUAGAUACGGUGGUGGAAGCUAUAGAAGGCGAAGUCCACCAAGAUCCCCAAGGCGUCGAUAUCGCUCCUACUCACGUUCACCGUCUCCAAGGCGUGACUCAAGAGAGAGGGGUAGAGGUUCACGGGAUGAUUAUUCGCCGCCAAGGUCUGUCUCGCCAUCUCCUCGCAAUGAAAGGGAUUACAAGGCUCAGCAUAAGUCUUCGAGUCCAAGGAAGAGCAGUCGGAGUCCUUCUCGUUCCCAUUCCCCAUCCCGUUCCCGUUCCCGUUCCCCUUCUCCUUCCCGAUCCCGAUCCCGGUCCCCUUCCCCCUCCCGUUCCCGAUCCCGAUCCCGCUCCUACAGUCCUCGCUGACAGGGAAAUGUUGUUUUAGACCACAUAUGGGCAGCAGCGGCCAGAGGAAUCAUGUGAGUAGGGACAAGAUUAGUAUUAGGUUUUUUUUUUUUUAAACCAGCAUUUUCUGGUGCAUGUCUGUGAUGGAACUGAAUCCUGUGUUUUCGUGAUUUUUUUUUUUUGGUGGCAUGCUCUGCUUUCUGCCGUACUUUGAAACUGUAUGGGGAUUUGAAUCUGAUCAUGGAGUGCUUGUUCGCACUCCAAAACCAUUUAUGGGCAUUGUAUCUCACUCGUUUGUUUGGACAUGCUUAAUUGGUUGCUCAGUUUGUCAUUGUCUA
Messenger RNA from Magnolia sinica, 1171 nucleotides. RefSeq names its product serine/arginine-rich SC35-like splicing factor SCL28. Gene Ontology annotation, molecular function: RNA binding. Bases 93 to 854 code for a protein of 253 amino acids. The transcript is spliced from 7 exons. Lineage: Eukaryota; Viridiplantae; Streptophyta; Magnoliopsida; Magnoliales; Magnoliaceae. The record is from RefSeq and is a predicted model, not a curated record.